Messenger RNA from Pistacia vera, 1229 nucleotides. RefSeq names its product bidirectional sugar transporter SWEET17. The record is from RefSeq and is a predicted model, not a curated record. The coding region runs from base 138 to 845 and encodes 235 amino acids. Gene Ontology annotation, biological process: carbohydrate transport. The transcript is spliced from 6 exons. Gene Ontology annotation, molecular function: sugar transmembrane transporter activity. NCBI's taxonomy places the organism in Eukaryota, Viridiplantae, Streptophyta, Magnoliopsida, Sapindales, Anacardiaceae. Gene Ontology annotation, cellular component: membrane.
UAUUUAUAUACUAGAAACAUUCAAACCAAAACAAACUUUAUUACCUCUCUUUCCUCUUCCCUCUUCCCUCUUACAAGAUAUUUUAACAUCCAAUCUCCAGAUAUAGCAAAUCUCUUCUGCUUUAGUUUUUCCUAAAUAUGGAAGACUUAAGCUUUUAUAUUGGAGUCAUAGGCAAUGUUAUUUCUGUGCUGGUGUUUCUUUCUCCAGCUGGAAUAUUUUGGCGAAUAAUAAAGCACAAAUCAACUGAGAACUUUGAGAGCCUUCCUUAUAUUUGCACAUUGUUGAAUUCUUCGCUAUGGACUUACUAUGGCAUCACAAAACCUGAAGAAUAUCUUGUAGCCACUGUUAAUGGUUUUGGCAUUCUAGUUGAAGCUAUCUAUGUUACUUUAUUCUUCAUUUACGCUCCAUCAAAACAGAUCAGGUGCAAAACAGCCGCUCUUGUUGGGAUCCUGGAUGUGGCUUUUUUGGCAACAGCGAUUCUCGUUACUCGGUUAGCUUUGCAAGGAGAGUUACGUAUUGAUGCUUUAGGCUUCAUUUGUGCGGGCCUCAAUGUUAUUAUGUAUGCAUCGCCUCUUUCUGCCAUGAAAACAGUGGUGACUACCAAGAGUGUGGAAUACAUGCCAUUUUUCCUCUCAUUUUUCCUAUUUUUGAACGGUGGGAUCUGGGCUUUCUAUGCCUUGCUUGUUGGUGAUAUUUUUCUUGGGGUGCCAAAUGGGGCAGGGUUUGUACUGGGAACAGCUCAGCUAGUACUCUACGCAAUCUACAGAAACGCCAAGCCAUCAAAGAAUGUUGCGAAUGCAUUAGAAGAAGGAACACAACACGAACCUCUAAUCUCUCCCUCUUAAAAACCAUCAUUUGCAAAUUAUCAUGAAGCGUAAACAAACCCUAAAGCCAGGAGUAUCCUUUAUAUAUAUAAAUAUAUAUAUUCCUGGAGGUUUAACUUGGUCAUUCAUUGCUUGACGGGAGCAGAAGGGGUGAAACGUUACUACACCGUCAUGCGUAUAAAUCAGCUUAUGGGCAUACGUAAUUCCGUAUUAUAGGUAUAGUUUUGAGACUGUUCAACUUUUGUUACUCUCAGAAGUCUGUCAUUUUAUCAGUAUUCGAUAGAGGAAGAUGCUUGCAAGUUUGUGUUUUAGAUAUUGCAUUUUGUAUCGUCAUUAAUGUCCAUGUAAAGUAAGAAAUGAAGGUUUUGUAGUUAAUCUAAACUAUAAAACAUACUUUAUUUAUUA